Molecule: messenger RNA, 2434 nt
Organism: Ipomoea triloba (trilobed morning glory)
Lineage: Eukaryota; Viridiplantae; Streptophyta; Magnoliopsida; Solanales; Convolvulaceae
Product: putative receptor protein kinase ZmPK1
Exons: 2
Coding region: 1-2424 (807 amino acids)
Biological process (GO): protein phosphorylation; recognition of pollen
Molecular function (GO): protein serine/threonine kinase activity; ATP binding
Source: RefSeq, a predicted model, not a curated record
AUGGUUAACCUUCAUUGCUUAACCACCUCUCUACUCGUCUCCUUCCUCCUCUAUUCCUUUCAUUCAAUUGCAAUUGCAGAAGCUAAGCAUCUGCUUCAGCUAGAUAGAGGCCAUUCCCUAUCCGUUGAGGAUGCAGACUCCACUUUUCUAACCUCCCCAGACAACACAUUCUCCUGCGGCUUUUAUGGAUUGGGAACCAAUGCUUUCUGGUUCGCAAUAUGGUUCACAAAUUCCAGGGACAAAACUGUCGUUUGGGUGGCCAACAGGAGAACCCCCGUCAAUCGCCUCGGCUCCAAGGUAUCGCUCCAAAAACACGGAGCUUUAACGUUAACUGAUGUCGAUGGGAGGAUCGUAUGGGAGACUAAUACCUCUGCAACUGAUGUUAAUAGAGCUGAGCUUCUUGAAACGGGCAAUCUUGUUCUCAAGAAUUCGAAAGGGGAAGUUUUCUGGCAAAGCUUCGGUUUUCCCGCAGAUACUUUACUGCCUUCCCAGGUGUUCACCAAGGACUACAAGCUCAUAUCUCCAUUAAGGGAAGGGAGCUUUGAACCGGGCUAUUUCAGAUUAUUCUUUGAUGGUGAUAACGUGCUAAAGUUACAAUAUGAUAACCAAGAUAUUUCUCGUCAAUAUUGGCCUAACCCUUAUUUUGAUGUGUACACCAACGAGAGAACCAACUAUAAUGGUACUAGAAUUGCUUUUCUUGAUAAUCUGGGAAGGUUUUUCUCCACUGAUAGAAAGGACUAUAAUUUAUACUUAAAUGCUAGUGAUGCGGGUCCUGGGAUCACGAGGAGGAUGAAACUGGACAUUGAUGGGAAUCUCAGAAUCUACAGCUUGGAUGAUUCCACUGGGCUGUGGAAAAUUACCUGGCAAGCCCUUCAAAAGCCAUGCUCCGUACAUGGACUCUGUGGAGGAAAUGGUAUUUGUAAUUAUGGUCCAGAGCCCAAAUGUUCAUGUCCUCCAGGGCAUGUGAUGAUCAAUUCCAGUGAUUGGGGAAAAGGGUGUAAGGCUUUGUUCAAUUCAACAGAUUUAAUAGCUCAGCCUGUGAAAUUCUUGGAGAUUUCUCAUGUGGAUUACUGGGGAUUUGAUCUCAACUACUCUGAAACCUCCUCUCUGAAAGACUGCAGGGAUAUGUGUUUAGAGGAUCAAGCGUGCGUGGCGUUCACUUACUGGAACCAUUUAGAUGAGAGAAGAUGUUUCACCAAGAACACACUUUUCAACGGUUACAGAUCCCCGGAUUUUCAGGGGAGUACAUUCCUUAAACUCCCCGAAAAUCUCCCAGUGCCAGAUUCAGGUACAGUGAUCCUCAACCGAUCUAACUUAGUAUGUCCAGAAAACAUAACAGAAAUUAUGGUGGGUUCUCCUAAAAUGUACAAAGAGAAAACUAGGAAUAAGCUGAUAUGGGUUUAUCUGUACUCGUUUUGUUUUGCAAUUGGUGGGGUUGAAGUUGUGGCUUUUGUGUUGGGUUGGUGGGCUUUAUUCAGCAAGCAUGGGAUUCCAGCCUCAAUUGAGAAUGGAUAUUGCAUGUUAUCCAGUCAGUUCAGGAGGUUCACUUAUGCAGAACUGAAAAAGGCCACCAAGAAUUUCAAGGUGGAGCUAGGGAGAGGAGGCUCGGGUGCGGUUUACAAAGGCGGGCUGGAAGAUGGAAGGGCGGUGGCUGUGAAGAGACUCGGGGAUGAGUUUCAAGGAGAAGAACAAUUCUGGGCAGAGAUCACCACAAUCGGAAAGAUCAACCAUAUGUAUUUGGUGAGAAUGUGGGGGUUUUGUGCAGAAGGGAAACACCGCCUUUUGGUCUAUGAAUAUGUACAAAAUUCCUCACUGGACAACCACAUUUACACCUCGAAUUUUCUCGGGUGGAAAGAAAGGUUUGAGGUCGCAUUAGGCACGGCUAAAGGGCUUGCAUACCUUCACCAUGAAUGCCUGGAAUGGGUGAUCCAUUGUGAUGUGAAACCCGAAAAUAUACUUCUAACCGGUGACCUCGAGCCCAAGAUUGCAGAUUUCGGGCUAGCCAAGCUCGCUCAAAGAGGCGACCCGGGUUCAUAUUUCACCAGAAUCCGGGGAACCAAAGGGUACAUGGCUCCAGAAUGGGCUCUAAGCCAACCCAUCACUGCAAAAGUAGAUGUGUAUGGUUAUGGUGUGGUGAUCCUUGAGAUGGUGAAGGGUAGUAGGCUCAUAAAUUGGAUGGUGGAAGAAAGUGGGUUCCAGCAGGAAGCGGAUAUGAAGAAGUUUUUCUGGGCAAUGAAGAGGAAAGUUGAAUUAAAAGAAGAGGGGUGGGUGGAUGAAAUGGUGGAUAAAAGACUGGAAGGGAAGUUUAGCAGGAAUCAGGCUAAGACACUGAUCAAGGUUGGCCUUGCAUGUGUGGAGGAAGACAGGAAAAUGAGGCCUACAAUGGCUUCUGUGGUUCAAAUGUUGCUGGAAUGUCAAGAUUAAAUAACAAACA